GGAACACCCCGGAUAACUUCGGAGCUCCUUAAAGGAUGUCCUUCUUUUUAAACAUUUUUGUGUGUCUUUAUUGUAAUGAAGUCAUUGCUUGGAUUACCCCGCAGUAGCAUAGGAAGUUUCCAUAGCAACAACGGAGUAGAUCAAGCUUAGCAACAUAUUACCGCUCUCCUCGAUACAAUCAAUCACGAGAGAAUCCAAACUGUGUAUCUAUCCAGAGUAUCGUAUGUAGCAUUGAUACGCUUCUACAAUUGAUUGAGCGAGGGAUAGUAAUGACGGUGAAAGGCAAGUAACAAAAAACUCUACACGGUUCGAAAAAGUAAUGCGAAGCUCGGAUCAAUGCGUCCGCUCAAUGGAGAUAACCGCGAUUAAAGCUUUUGAUCUGUGGGAACCCAAUUUCUGUCGGAGAGUUUCGCUUCAGCAAAGCCGUUAAAACUGCGUACAUAUCCGCCCGGCCGUGUUAUUAUAAUACCUCUAUAUAACUAGACAUGGACUCCGAGGUCGAAAGCGUCAUUAACAAUACCAUUGAAGGCCUCAACCAUGAGCUUCGACAAAUCAGUCUCCAGAUUCACGACAAUCCGGAGCUCGGCAAUCGCGAGUACAAAGCACACAAGCUACUUACUGACUAUCUUGAUAAGCAAGGUUUCAAAGUACAAUGCGAAACAGCAGGUCUGGAAACCGCGUUUAUCGCUGAGUUUUCGAACGGACCUGGUCGUCGUGUUGGCUUUUGUGCUGAGUACGACGCUUUACCUGGAGUUGGACAUGCUUGCGGCCACAACCUCAUAUCGAUUUCUGGCGUUGCAUGUGCUAUGGCUACAAAAACUCUCUUGGAGAAGAACUUAAUUCAAGGAACCGUUGUUCUUUUCGGUACACCUGCCGAAGAAUCCACUUCAGGCAAAAUUGAUUUGGUCACUCAUGGUGAGGUUCAAAAGCGUGUUGACUUUGCUAUGAUGCUUCAUCCUUUUGCCAAUGAUUGUCUUUAUGCGCUGAUGUUGGCAUUGGACUCGGUGGUUGUGGAAUACUUUGGAAAGGCUUCGCAUGCUGGAAUGGCACCAUGGAAUGGUAUCAAUGCUGUGGAUGCUUUGAUGCAAGGUUGGAAUAAUAUGGCGAUGCUUCGCCAGCAGACCUUGACGACGAACAGACUGCAUGGUAUUAUUCUUAACGGCGGCAAAUCCGCGAAUGUAAUUCCUGACUAUGCUUCAGCCAAAUUCUAUGCUCGUUCCGUCACUCGUAAUCAGCUGACCGAGCUCAAGGCAAAACUUGAGCAUUGUUUUGAAGCUGCUGCUAAAGCAACAGGCUGUAAAAUGAAAGUCACGUGGGCUUCAAAGGGUGUUGUUGAAGAUGUAUUUACCAAUGAUGCCAUGAUCUUGGAAUACAAAAAAUACAUGGAGCAAGAAGGGAUCGAUUUUCCUUCGCGUGCUGAAGAAGAACGCACAACAACAGGAAGCACAGAUUUUGGAAACAUAUCAAAUGUAGUUCCUGCGAUCCAUCCUGGCUUUGGUAUUCAUACCACAGCAUCCAACCAUACGAAAGAGUUUACCGAGGCUGCUGGCACUGAGGAGGCUCAUGCGGAUGCUAUCCGUGCAGCUCGUUGUCUCGCAAAGACUGCCGCAACUGUAUUUUUGGAUGAUGCAUUGUAUGAACGUGCUGUUGCUGAUUUCAAGAAAGGCAAGCCCCAAUAAGUUACCUAUUUGUUUUGAAAAAAAAUAAUUGCAUUCCAUCUUUCAUUUGAUAUGAAAAGAACAAAAUGACAUAAACUAUUUAAUGCUUUAAAUGCAUAUGAUAAAAAUGUAACAGCUUAUCUACAUGGUAAUUUCAAACAAUUUAAAGUUUCUUAGUUGUAUGUUACAUACAGCAAAGGACAGCAAGCGUGUAUUAGGCCGACUAUGUUACAGGAUCACAUACUAUGUUCUGUUAGUUCGCCUCCAUCACAACGAUAAAAGGCUUGCUACUUAUAUAAACAAACUCAUACAUAUGAUUCUGGAAUUAUGCGUAACUGUCAUACUUAGCGGACUGAGAGUGUGUAUUGAGUGCUUCUACCUAUUUUAUAUAAAGUUUUAAACCUUG
This is a messenger RNA of Zychaea mexicana, 2064 nucleotides long. RefSeq lists its product as uncharacterized. Gene Ontology annotation, molecular function: dipeptidase activity. The record is from RefSeq and is a predicted model, not a curated record. The transcript is spliced from 10 exons. The coding region runs from base 486 to 1679 and encodes 397 amino acids. Lineage: Eukaryota; Fungi; Mucoromycota; Mucoromycetes; Mucorales; Lichtheimiaceae.